This is a messenger RNA of Capsicum annuum, 645 nucleotides long. RefSeq lists its product as uncharacterized. The record is from RefSeq and is a predicted model, not a curated record. The transcript is spliced from 2 exons. Bases 1 to 645 code for a protein of 214 amino acids. Lineage: Eukaryota; Viridiplantae; Streptophyta; Magnoliopsida; Solanales; Solanaceae.
AUGACUUCUCCAACAAUUCAGAAAGAUAUUGUGAGUGCAUAUAAAAUAGAAACUGUUAAAGCUAUUCUUGAAGAAUUAAAUGAUGACUACUUUUUCUUACUAGUUGAUGAAUCUUUUGAUGUGUCACGCAAAGAGCAAAUGGCUAUUGUAUUGAGAUAUGUUGAUAGGAUGGGAUUUGUGAUGGAGCGGCUUAUUGAUAUUAUUCAUCAAAUUAUUCUUAUGUUUGACUCUAUUCUUGAUGUUCUUAAAUCACUUGUUCUUGAUGCACAUAAUAUGGAUGAAAGAGCCAAGACAAUGGAACAUCUCGAAGCUUGUCGAACAUUUGAGGCUGCGUUCAUGUUACAUUUGAUGAGAGAUAUUUUGGCUAUCACAAAUGAGCUUAGCAAAUGCUUACAAAAGAAGGAGCAAGAUGUUGCAAAUGCCAUGCUACUUGUUAAAGUAGCAAAUAGAAGGUUGCAAGUUUUAAGGGAGAAUGGAUGGAAUUCUCUUAAUGAUAAUGUGUCUCUAUUUUGUAAGAAAAAUGAUAUUUUGAUACCUAACUUUAAGGAUCCAUAUGUUAGCUCUCUAAGAUUCUGCCGACAACUUGCCGACUAUACAGUCUUACAUCAUUACUGCGUUGAAGUAUUUUGCAAUAUUAUUGAUUGA